CACUUCAUCAUGGUCACUAGCAAGCUUGUUUAAGUUUAAGCAGAGCAGAAUGAAUGCGAAGGCCCCUUUUAGGAAGUGGGGAGUGAGGAGGUGGGGACAAACAAACAAACGAACGAACGAACGAAUGAAUUCCAUAGCCUUUCCCACUUGCCCUCCAUCAUUCCCUCUUUCUUUCCACCCACCAAAUUCCUUUCCCGGAAAAUGAGCAGCGGAAGACGAUCUGCAAGAAGACCACCAACCACCACCAACCACUGCCCAGAAAUUCCUAGCCGAUCCACCGCCCAAGAUGGAACCACCUAUUAACACUCCUGCCAAUUCAUGACUCCCGAUUUCCCCGACACCUUCCUCCUCGUCCUAGCAAACAUCCUCCUUUUCUUCGCCCAUGCUUCCAGCUCCAAGUCCGACCUUCGGGUUGGAUACCGGGUGACGCUGGCCGUCCCUACUACGUACAGUCCCGGCUUCACCGGGAGGGCUUAUUUGCUAGAGAGCGACAAGACGGAGCCGAGCUUCAGAGCUGCAUUGAGCGUGGAAGCUUUCGAGCCAGCGAGAAAGUACUCGUGUUCGGUCGAGGUGUUUGCUGGAGACGUCAAGGUCUGGAACUCGGGACAUUAUUCUAGAUUCCAUGUGUCCGACGUAUGCGUCCUUGAGCUGACUGCAGACGGAGAUCUUCAGUUGAAGGGCCCGAACGACAAGAUUGGGUGGCGAACCGGAACUUCCCGGCAGAGUGUUGAGAUACUGAGGACUGGCAACUUAGUCCUGGCGGACGCUCUGAACAACAUUAAAUGGCAGAGCUUCAAUUUCCCAACAGACGUAAUGCUGUGGGGUCAACGGCUCGACGUGGCGACCUGGUUGACUUCUUUCCCCAGAAAUUCAACCUUCUUCUACUCCUUCGAAAUUCAGCACGACAAGAUCGCCCUCUACCUCAAUUCCGGUCAGUUCAAGUACUCUUACUGGGAUUUCGCGCCCUCGAAGAACCGGAACAUAACGUUCCUUCAGUUAGGCACGAGGGGGCUCGAGUUGUUUGACUACCCGCACAAGAAGAUUGCCCAGAUACUGCCGUCCCGGAAACCCAAAACAGAAGCCCCAAGAUUCCUGGCGCUAAACAAUGAGAGUGGAAACAUGGGCCUGUACUAUUAUUCCCCUGAAGACAGGAGAUUCUCGGCGGACUUUCAGGCCCUGAACAAGACUUGCGAUCUCCCCACGGCAUGCAGGCCAUACGGGAUCUGUACGUUCUCGAACGCUUGUUCCUGCAUCCGACUUGGCUCUGGGAGCCAUAAUGGGCCAGGCUCGGGGUGCGAGAACGGGCUUUCAGUUGAUCCGUGCAGCGGCGGAGGCCCGUUCGAGAUGCUUGAAUUGGACGGGGUCAGUGAUGUGCUGCAGGGCGGUCCAAAGAGGGCCAAUAUAAGCAAAGAUGAGUGCACAAGAUCCUGCCUAGAAAACUGCACUUGUCUAGCAGCGUUAUAUGAUUCUAGGAACAUGGGGACGUCUGAGUGCUAUUUUUACGGAAUUAUGGUGGGGAUUAAGCAGGUGGAUCGCGGCCGAGGAUUGGCAUACAUGGUUAAGGUUCCGAAGGGGACGCGGUCAGGUCAUGGGAAGUCAAACCCAAAGAAGUGGGUGCUGGUCUUGGUCGGAGUAGUUGAUGGGAUCAUUAUCCUAGCGGUUCUUGGAGGAUUGUUUUAUUACUUGAUUUGGAAGAGAAGGAAGAGGAGCUCUGAUAUGGGUACCCCUCCUACUGACAACAGAUAGAAUGCAGACACAGUCAUGAAAUGUUUUCUCAUGGCCUUUUUUUUUAAUUUCAGGAUAGGAUCAUUUUUUUUUUUUGGGUUCACAGAAAGUGCCAUUUUACCUGGACAAAUAUCAAUUUUUUUAAUCCUUAAACGUC
Punica granatum (pomegranate) is the source of this 1882-nucleotide messenger RNA. The record is from RefSeq and is a predicted model, not a curated record. NCBI's taxonomy places the organism in Eukaryota, Viridiplantae, Streptophyta, Magnoliopsida, Myrtales, Lythraceae.